UUUUCGCGCCAAGUAAUAUUGUGAAGUAUAACAAAAAUAAAAAAAACCGAAUGAAUAAAUUCCAGCUGAGUUUGUUUGGUUUGACACUAAUUAAUAUUACAAAGAAAAAAUAUUACGUGCAAAGAGUUAAGUGAUAUAAACAGAAGUGAAACCGCUUCACAAUAACUUUGUUCGUGCGUGAAUUUAAAGUUAACAAAAAAUGGAUGAAUGUGAUGAAUUGUCGCAGUUGGAACAAUUACUGUGUGCCGAUUUAAAUGGGGAGCCUGUUGAAAGUACCAAAAUCGUAAAAGAAGUAAAUAUUUUUGACAAAAUAGACAUUGAUGAAAACACACCUCAAGUAGAAAGUGCUCCAACAAAAGCUUCUGUAGUUCAUAAUGGAGACACGGAUUCAUCUGAUGACGAAGAAAAACGUAAUUAUACGGAACGAAAGUACAACGACUAUGGCUCUGAAGUUAAAAAAAUAUUGGAUAAUAGGGAACAUGAGCAAAAAGAGAAAUUAGUUGAUUUUGAAACAAGGCUACGACAAGCCAAUAUUGAUGUUAAAGUGGAACACAAGAGGUCUUUUCUUAAAAAACCUGAACCUGUGUCUGAGAAAAAUACAUUUUGUGUCCCUGAUACAAAGUCUAAACAAGCAGCUGAUGUUUAUACUGAUCCCAUAUUUGGUCUUAGAAUCACAAAACCCUUAAUAUCUAGUUCAGCACUUUUAGACCGUAUGCAAGGUAGAGAAGCAGUAAAUAUGUUAAGAGUAAAGAGACAUGUAGAGAACGAAGAUUUAUCAAAAGAUUGGGUGAUUGCUGGAGUAAUAGUAAAGAAGAGUGCAGCCAAAAAGUCUCAAAAAGGUAAUCAGUUCCUAAUCUGGACAUUGAGUGAUCUGAAAGAUGAUAUGAAAACAGUAUCAAUGUUUUUAUUUAGAAAAGCUUACAAUGAAUUGUGGAAAACAAUGGAAGGCACUGUUGUAGCUGUGUUAAACCCAAAUGUGUUAGACCGAUCACAAAAUAGCCAAGAUCAGGCUUGUCUAAGUGUAGAAAAUCCUGAUAGGGUUAUGCUCUUAGGACAGUCAAAAGAUUUGGGAAUGUGUAAAAGCAAGAAGAAAAACGGUGAACCAUGUACAGCUUUUGUCAAUUUGAGUAAAUGUGAACAUUGUAUUUACCAUGUGAAACAAGAGUAUCAGAAAUAUUCAAGAAGGCAGGAACUACAAUCACCCACUAUGGGUAAAGGGCUUGUAAAUUUGCAAAACAAAGUUUUAGGGAAAAAUACAGUGAUUUAUGGUGGGAAAGCAUAUUCAGCUCUUCCAACUGGAAACCAAAAGAAAGUCAAAGAGAGAGACCAGAAUAGGCUUAUGACGUUAAGUGAUUACUACAAAUCUGAAGGGGACAGUUUAAUGACAAAUAAAGCUCCUCUUGGAGCUGGUCCCUUUAAGAAAACUGAUAUUUUACAUAGUCCUACAACACAAAGAACUAAUGACUUAGAAAGAUUAAACAGACUGAGUGGUUUGAACUCUAGUCCACAAAGUUCCAAGACACCUUCAGCAAAUCAAAGUUUAGCUGAAAAAGUUGCAUGUUCACCAAAACUUGGCAAAGGAUUUAGUUUGAAAGGAAGUGGAGAUAUUGAUUUGAGUGUAUCCUAUGGGCAAAAGUCAGCUGCAAGAGCCAAAGAGAAUGCAAUCAAGUUAAUCCAACAAAGUGGAGGCAUUAAAAAAGUAGAUCCAAAUAAUAUAAAAGGUACGGAAUCAGGAAAGAAAAGGGCAUUAGAAAAGUUGAACAAUUCAGGCAGUGAAGAGAAUGUUAGUAAGAAACUGAAACCAAAUGAAGAGAGUUUUAAUAAAAAACAUAAAGGUGUAAUGUCCGAAAGAUUCAAGAAGAUUUUAGAAGCCACAUCAGCUCAUCAGAAUUUGAUUGAGCAGCAUGAUGAUGAUGAGCAAGAUAAAUACUUCAAUAAACUUGAGAAGAAAGAAGCUAUGGAGGAGAAAAUGUUGAAUACUUUUAAGCUGGCUUGCAAGGCCGUCAGGUGUGUCAAAUGCAAGUACACGGCAUUUUCAGCGGCACAGUUGUGUAAAGAUGAGAGACAUCCUCUGAAAGUAUUGGAUUCCUUCAAGAGGUUCUUCAAAUGUGCAGAUUGUAACAAUAGAACUGUUUCACUAGAAGUGAUUCCUUUGCAUUCUUGUAGCAACUGCAGUGGCUCACGAUGGGUCAAAGCUCCAAUGCUCAGAGAAAAGAAACUUGAGACCUUAUCAGAAGGCCUUUCCAUAAGGGGUGAAGAGGAAACAUUCAUUGGUGGACAAGUCAAUAAAGGAAAGAAUAUUAAUUUGUUAGUGCCAGAUAAUUAAGAUUAUGGAUUUACUAUUUUAAGACUAUUUAAAACUAAUUUAAAAUGUGCAUGAAGGUUUACAAUAAAAAUCAUUAUGAAAAUAAAGCAUAAUAUAAUUUUAUUAUGAAACUUCCAGUCAAUAACACUGAACCAUUCCAUAAAACACAAUGUGUCUUCGAUUUUUAAAUACAAGACCAUUACAAUAAUCUUUUGGAGUGGAAUAAAUUGCGGGCUUUAUAUUUUUUACACAGCCUUUACAAUAAAUUACUACAUGUUACAAAAAUGAUCAGUGGAGCUAACAAUAACAUGUGACACCAAUGUAUUUGUGGUACACAAAUUUAUUUACAAACAUAUACUGGGCAGUGGUUUGGUCAUGGAAAAUAUCCUGAUUAAUAAGAACAAAAUCAGAACUCGUAAAUUCCUAGCAA
Molecule: messenger RNA, 2735 nt
Organism: Amyelois transitella
Lineage: Eukaryota; Metazoa; Arthropoda; Insecta; Lepidoptera; Pyralidae
Gene: Mcm10
Product: protein MCM10 homolog
Exons: 1
Coding region: 200-2326 (708 amino acids)
Biological process (GO): DNA replication; DNA replication initiation
Cellular component (GO): nucleus; replication fork protection complex
Molecular function (GO): single-stranded DNA binding; DNA replication origin binding
Source: RefSeq, a predicted model, not a curated record